CGCCAAUGGCGAAGCGUAGGGGCAUGCUUCUUCCAGUACCUGCGUUAGUUAAUCGAUGUAGGCUGUAAACGAUGCAACACUGACGAGCCUCUGCCGUGUUGGCCUGGAUGAUGGCUUCAUGCUGACAACGGGGGGCCGAGUUCUCAUGCAGGUACCGCGGCGGCGUCAAAACUAGUAUAGGGUCAUCUCCCAUGUCUCUUAUACUGUCACUCGCGCUGCCUUCCAGUCCAUCUCCAGUCUCUCUAUCAUAAUAGCAGGUGUUUGCUUGCGUCCUUUCGUUGAGUUUUACUCAUCACGAUCUUUACAGGCCUUUGGCUGUCCUAUCAUUGAUUCGCGCUUCGUUUAAAUUCCGUUAAUUCAGUAAUCAUGUCUCCCUCGAACUUCUCUCGCGCUGCCUUCGCAGCAGCGAUUCUUGCCUCAGGCGCUUCUGCUGCCUACAAUCCCGCAUCUACCCAGAAUGUUGCAAUGUACUGGGGCCAGGGAAAUGCUCAGAUUCCCCUUUCCGACGUUUGCAGCGACCCUAGCGUCGACAUUGUCAAUAUUGCAUUCGUCAAUGGCUUCCCCCAGAAAGUUGGAGAUUACCCAAAGACUAACUUCGCCAACGCUUGCUGGGGCUACUACCCAGACCCCAACGACAAGACCAAAGACAGCGGUCUGUUGAAGAACUGUGCAGGUGUUGGAGAUGCUAUCAAGACUUGCCAGAACGCCGGCAAGAAGGUUCUCCUCUCCAUCGGAGGCGGAUACCCUACCGACUACUACCUACCAUCCCAAGAGGUCGCGGAGUACUUUGCUGAAUUCCUCCUCAACGUCUUUGGGCCUGCCCCCGCGGGAUGGACUGGACCUCGUCCCUUUGGUGACGCAGCUGUUGACGGUUUCGACCUCGACCUCGAGGCCAACGCAGCCCAACUCCCGUCUAGCGAGUAUCUGUACAAGAACUACGACCACUUCGUGACGCGCGUCAAGUCAUUGCGACCAAGCAGUCUUAUCUCAGGAGCACCGCAAUGUAUAGUUCCCGACGCCCGUCUCGCUGAUGCCAUCAGCAAGGUGCCAUUUGACUUCAUCUUCACGCAGUUCUACAACACUGAUGCCUGCUCUGCCGCGCGCGGAUACAAGGAGAUCAACAAGGCUACCACCGGGUUCACUUUCGAUGCUUGGGUGAAGUGGCUGUUGGCCAACUCUAAUAACAAGAACGUCAAGCUCUAUCUCGGAUUGGCAGCUGGCCCUGACGGGCUUCCCGUCCAUAAGGAAGACUACCUCAAGCCCGAGCAGGCCAAUGCUUUGAUCGCCAAGUACCAGAAGAAGUGGCCCGCCAUCUUCGGCGGUGUCAUGCUGUGGGAGGCAACCGUUUCCGCCAGGAACACCGCUUACUCCCAGUCGUACGGAUACUGGGUCAAGGCUACUCUUGAUGGCAGCUUUACCAGCAAGUACAAGCCGGUCGUUUCUUCGAGCAGCCGUGCUUCUUCCAGCACCCGUGUAUCGUCCACACCUAUCUCUUCCAGCAAUCGCGUGUCCAGCACUCCCAUCUCCUCCAGCGCCCGUGUGUCUUCCAGCAGCAUCCGCUCCUCGUCUGUCUACGUUACGAGCAGCAGCAUCCGUUCUUCGUCCAGCCCGGCCUCGAGCACCGUUGUCUCCUCCUCUGUCUACGUCCCCUCGAGCGCGAGGUCUUCGUCUGCUUCCCCAGCCUCCAGCAAGGCCUCCAGCAGCAUCUACGUACCCGUCUCCUCGAGCACUUCGGUUCACGUUUCUUCGUCUGCUUCCCCAGUGUCCAGCCAAGCUUCAAGCAGCAGCUACAUUCAGGUCUCUUCAAGCUCGUCGGUCUACCAGGUGUCUAGCUCAGCCUCAAGCAGCAGCGAAAUCCAUGUCUCCUCCAGCACAUCGGUCUACGUUUCUUCGUCUGCUUCCUCGGCUUCUACCCCAGCUCCAGCUUCCUCCAGCGCGUCCUCUAUUGGUGUUUCCUCGUCGGCGUCUUCCGUUGGUCCUAGCUCUUCCCACGUUGAGAGCAGCUCAGUGACUGUUCCUCACGCAAGCGAGAGCUCCAGCUCCGUUUACUCCACGAACAGCCCCAGCAUUGUCUACCCCGUCGGCACCACCAAGAUCGUAUCCCCCAGCGCGAGCUCCACUCCCGUCUACCCGGAUGCUAGCUCCAUCAUUCCUUACCCAGUCUACAAUGCUUCAAGCACUCACGGUACCGGGUACCCAGAGUCUACACCCAAGGCUGCCUCUUCCACGCCCUGCAGCACUUCUAGCAAGGUCUACCCCGCUGAGAGCUCAUCCUCCAAGUACCCAGAGGCCGCUUCCAGCAAGGCAUACCCCGUUGAGAGCUCUUUUGUGUACCCAGUGUACCCUGCCUCGACGACCAAGGGCGGUGAUUAUCCUGCGUAUCCUACUUCAAGCUCCAAGGGUGGUAACUAUCCCGUCUACCCUGCCUCAAGCUCUAAUGGCGGUGACUACCCCGUCUACCCUGCUUCCAGCUCGAAGGGUGGUGACUACCCCGUCUACCCCGUCGCGAGCUCCAAGAGCCAGGACAGCUAUCCUUCGGUCACGAAGAAGCCUGAAGAAUACCCAAGCUACCCCACCGGUGCUACUACUGUCACGACUAUCACGACUGCCUACGUUGACAUUUGCUCCACUGGCCUGACGACCAUCACCACCACCAUCAUCAAGACCGUGUGCGGUUCGUGCGCCAAGCCCACCAAGAAGCCCGAAUACCCCGAGGGCUGGACGACCAGCGUCUACGUCGACAAGACUGUCACUCUGACCAUCACCAAGCCCGUCCACGCAAGCACCAACGUCCCCGUAUACCCUGCGGCCCCCAAGCCCUCCAGCCCGUCCUACCCAGGCUCCGAUAAGCCCGUCUACCCGGCCGAGUACCCCAAGAAGCCAGAGGGCAAGAAGCCAGAAUACCCCGUUGAGCAUGCCACCAGCACUCUUCUCCAGUACGUCACCUUGACCAAGGUGGCUGUGCCCUACACUGCUGUGCCUUAUGCGUCCUCUGCUAUUUACACACCGGUUCCUCAGGCAUCUUCUGCGGUUUAUACGCCUGUUCCCCAGGUGUCUUCCGCAGUUUACACGCCUGUUCCCCAGGUGUCAUCCGCGGUUUACACACCUGUUCCCCAGGUAUCUUCUGCGGUUUACACUCCUGCCCCUUACGUUCCUGUCUACGGCUCCAAGAACGGCACGAGCGCAUAUGUCCCCAAGCCUACUGGCACAGGCAAGCCUACCAUGCCCAGCUCGUACGCUCCUCCCGAGUUUGAGGGCGCUGCGAGCCGAUUUGGCGUCGGGUUGACUGCGGUUGUGGCUGUUGUUGCUGCAUUCUUUGUUUUGUAGAUUUACAUUGUGAGACGACUAUGUAUUGGUGAGAUGGAAGAAAGAAUGGAUUUCCUAAGACGUUCAUGUGUUGUAUUCUAUUCCUUGACAAUCCGUGCUUGUAUCUAGAUACCAUGUUAAGACGUUAUAUCAUGCAAGUACGCGCAGACGUUUCUUCUGCUUUCUUCGUGCAUCUUGCUCUGUUCAAGCAUGCUUUGUGACAGCGACUUCAACGAUGCAUCAGAAGUGCAGUGGCAUAGCAAGCGCACUGCUGCAGAGAUGGUAGGUUUGAUGCGCCCGGCAUCGACGAGAGGCUGGGUCAUGCACGCUCCAGGGGUGACAUGUCAGCUACUGAAGAUGGCCUACUCCUUAAC
Messenger RNA from Cucurbitaria berberidis CBS 394.84, 3680 nucleotides. RefSeq names its product glycoside hydrolase family 18 protein. The transcript is spliced from 3 exons. Gene Ontology annotation, cellular component: extracellular region. Gene Ontology annotation, biological process: carbohydrate metabolic process. NCBI's taxonomy places the organism in Eukaryota, Fungi, Ascomycota, Dothideomycetes, Pleosporales, Cucurbitariaceae. The record is from RefSeq and is a predicted model, not a curated record. The coding region runs from base 367 to 3327 and encodes 986 amino acids. Gene Ontology annotation, molecular function: chitinase activity.